GGGGAAGAAGAGGAUCAGCCUGAGGAGGAGGAAGAAGAGAAGGAGAAGGAAGAGGGAAGCAAGAGCAGCACUGCUGAGGGACAAGAGUCUGGAGGGCCUGUGCCCCGACAGAGCUGGCAGCCCGGGACUCUGUCCUGCCCUGUGCCUGCUGCGUCCGCCAAGGCCAUGGGCCCAGGGGCUCUACUGGUCCUGCUGGCAGCCACAUCGUGGCAAGGUGGAGAAGGCGUGCCCGUGAUAGAACCCAGAGGCCCUGAGCUGCUCGUGGAACCGGGCGCGACAGUGACUCUGCGGUGCAUGGGCAAUGGCACUGUGAUGUGGGGUGGCCCCAUCUCUUCCCACUGGAACCUGGAUCCGGACGCCCCCAACAGUAUCCUGAUCACAAACAAUGCCACCUUCAGAAACACGGGGACCUACCGCUGCACGGAGCUUGGAGAGCCCCUAGGGGGCAGUGCCACCAUCCAUGUCUACGUCAAAGACCCCGUCCGGCCCUGGAAUGUGCUGGUCCACGAGGUGGCGGUGGACGAGGGGCAGGACGCCUUGCUACCCUGUCUGCUCACUGACCCUGCGCUGGCUGCAGAUGUCUCCCUGAUGCGCCUGCACAACCGGCCUGUCAGGCGUCAAACCAAUUACUCCUUCUCACCCUGGUAUGGCUUUACCAUCCACAAGGCCGAGUUUCUUGACAGCCGGGACUACCAAUGCUGUGCCGUGGUGGGAGGCGAGGUAGUCAAGUCCACCGUCAUCAAGCUCACUGUGCGGAAAGUCCUCCCAGGACCCCCAACCUUGACUCUGGAGCCAACCGAGCUGGUGCGGAUUCGAGGGGAGACUGCUCGUAUCUCCUGCACAGCCAGCAACCUUGACCUCAACUAUAGCGUCCAUAUGUACCACGGAGACACCAAGCUCGCCAUCGCCGAACAGUCUGACUUCCAAAAUAGUAACUACCAUAAAGUCCUGACCCUCGCCCUCAGCAACGUAAGCUUCCACGAUGCUGGAAACUACUCAUGCGUGGCCACCAACGCGCGGGGUGCCCGCUCCUCCUCCAUGUUCUUCCUGGUGGUAGAGAGUGCCUAUGUGAACUUGACCUCCGAGCAUAGCCUCUUCCAGGAGGUGACCGUGGGCAAGACCCUGACCCUGAAUGUCAAGGUGGAGGCCUACCCAGCCCUGCAAAGUUUUCAUUGGACCUACCUGGGGCCCUUCUCUGACGACCACCAGCCCAAGCUUGACUUUGUCACCACAAAGGAAACAUACAGGUAUACAUCGAGCCUCUCCCUGCUGCGCCUGAAGCCCACGGAGGCUGGCCGCUACUCCUUUCUGGCCAGGAACGCGGGUGGCCUGAGGACUCUGACGUUUGAGCUUACCUUGCAAUAUCCUCCUGAGGUGACCCUCACAGGGACCAAUGUCAAUGGCUCAGAAACUCUCUUCUGCGAAGCCUCUGGGUACCCCCAGCCCAAUGUGACAUGGCUGCAGUGCAGGGGUCACACUGAUAGAUGUGACGAGGCCCAUGCACUGUUGGUCUGGGAGGACCCGCACCCCAAGGUACUGAGCCAGGAGCCCUUCCACAAAGUGACUGUCCGGAGCCUGCUGCCUGUUGGCAGCCUGGAGCACAAUAUGACCUAUGGUUGCAUGGCGCAGAACAGCCUGGGCAACCACUCACAGGCCUUCAGGCCUGUCUCUGGCGGGGCUCGCUCACAGCAACCUGACGACUCUCUCUUCACACCUGUGGUGGUUGCCUGCCUGUCCAUCAUGGCCUUGCUGCUGUUGCUGCUGUUGCUGCUCUUGUACAAGUACAAGCAGAAGCCCAAGUACCAGGUACGCUGGAAGAUCAUUGAGAGCUUUGAGGGCAACAACUAUACCUUCAUCGACCCUACGCAGCUGCCCUACAAUGAGAAGUGGGAAUUCCCUAGGAACAACCUGCAGUUUGGUAAGACCCUGGGCGCCGGUGCCUUCGGGAAGGUGGUGGAGGCUACGGCUUUCGGUCUGGGCAAGGAGGACGCUGUGCUGAAGGUGGCGGUGAAGAUGCUCAAGUCCACGGCUCAUGCUGACGAGAAGGAGGCCCUCAUGUCGGAACUGAAGAUCAUGAGUCACCUGGGCCAGCACGAGAACAUAGUCAACCUCCUGGGAGCCUGCACUCAUGGAGGCCCUGUUCUGGUCAUCACCGAGUACUGCUGCUAUGGUGACCUGCUCAACUUCCUGCGAAGAAAAGCUGAAGCCAUGUUGGGCCUUAGCCAGGAGCCUGAGGGGGACAUCAGCUACAAGAACAUUCACUUGGAGAAGAAAUACCUCCGCAGGGACAGUGGUUUCUCUAGCCAGGGUGUGGACACCUAUGUGGAAAUGAGGCCCAUCUCCACUUCUUCAAACGACUCCUUCUCUGAGCAAGGCAUGGACAAGGAAGACGGCCGACCGCUGGAGCUCCGUGACUUGCUCCACUUCUCCAGUCAAGUGGCCCAGGGCAUGGCCUUCCUGGCUUCCAAGAACUGCAUCCACAGAGAUGUAGCAGCCCGCAACGUGCUGCUGACCAGUGGGCAUGUGGCCAAGAUUGGGGACUUUGGGCUGGCUAGGGACAUCAUGAAUGAUUCCAACUACAUCGUCAAGGGCAAUGCCCGCCUGCCUGUGAAGUGGAUGGCCCCGGAGAGCAUUUUCAACUGCAUCUACACGGUCCAGAGCGACGUCUGGUCCUACGGCAUCCUGCUCUGGGAGAUCUUCUCACUUGGGGUCAACCCCUACCCUGGGAUCCUGGUGAACAGCAAGUUCUAUAAACUGGUAAAAGAUGGAUACCAAAUGGCUCAGCCUGCAUUUGCUCCAAAGAACAUAUACAGCAUCAUGCAGGCCUGCUGGGCCCUGGAGCCCACACACAGACCCACCUUCCAGCAGAUCUGCAUCCUCCUCCAGAAGCAGCUCCAAGCAGCCACCAGGGAGCAGGGCUACACCAACCUGCCCAGUGGAAGCAGCAGCAGUGGCAGCAGCAGUGAACCUGAGGAAGAAAGCUCCAGCGAGCACUUGACCUUCUGUGAGCCAGGGGAGAUGGCCCAGCCUGGGCUGCAGCCCAAUAACUACCAGUUCUGCUGAAGAGCCAGGCCUUGGGAACGCUGCCUCUCCCCUCCUCCAUGGAUGGGCAACAUGGGGAGAAUGUACAAACUCUGCCCUCAAGUCAUUUCACUUACCAGCUCAGCCCAGCUCUAAUACUUGGGAAAGUGAGGUGCCUGUGGAAGUCUCACUCCCAGAGCCUGGGCUACCACUGCCAGUCAGGGGCUGAGCCCCUGCCCUGCUCCCUCCUAGCCUUAUGUUUGCUGUGUUACCUAAUGCCCUGUUAUCUCCAUGCCAAUAGACUGAGUUUGUGCAAUGAGCCCCCAGCAAGCUGCCCUGCCACUGAGGAAAGGCCCCUUGGGGCUGGACAGCCCCCAGACCUGGUACUGCGAUCAUGAGCCCAAUCUGCAGCUAAGAGCAAGGGGAAUGCAGCCAGUCCCCUGAUGCUUUUUGGGUGGAGACGAGGGACUUCAGCAUGAAGCUGGCUAGGCCCAGCCGCCUUAGGAUAUCCUGACUAACAGAUCUGCUGGAGGCUGUUGCCUCAGCAUUAAACUAACAGUGUUCAUA
This is a messenger RNA of Ochotona curzoniae (black-lipped pika), 3588 nucleotides long. It is a transcript of the gene CSF1R, whose product is annotated as colony stimulating factor 1 receptor. The transcript has 22 exons. Gene Ontology annotation, cellular component: CSF1-CSF1R complex; signaling receptor complex. Bases 166 to 3063 code for a protein of 965 amino acids. The record is from RefSeq and is a predicted model, not a curated record. Gene Ontology annotation, molecular function: ATP binding; cytokine binding; macrophage colony-stimulating factor receptor activity. Lineage: Eukaryota; Metazoa; Chordata; Mammalia; Lagomorpha; Ochotonidae. Gene Ontology annotation, biological process: multicellular organism development; osteoclast differentiation; cytokine-mediated signaling pathway.